Molecule: messenger RNA, 477 nt
Organism: Oryza sativa Japonica Group (Japanese rice)
Lineage: Eukaryota; Viridiplantae; Streptophyta; Magnoliopsida; Poales; Poaceae
Product: RING-H2 finger protein ATL39
Source: RefSeq, a predicted model, not a curated record
AUGGCGUUGAGUUUGGGGGAGGUGGCUAUGCUCGUGGUUGACGUGGCGUUCGUCCUGUGCCUUAUCGUGGCGAUCAUGUGCUGCUGCGAGGACGACCGCCGACGACCUCGGUCAUCAUCUCAACGGGACGCCCAAGUCGGAGGACGGGUGGUGAUGCUGCGGGUGGUGGAGGCGCCCCCGGGCCAGCAGCGAGUGGCGCCGGCGGCAGCGAAGGCGGCGCUGCCCUACUUCCCGUACGCGCAGGCCCAGGGCAGGACGUCGUCGUCGGAGACGCAGACGCUGGUGUGCGCCGUCUGCCUGGAGGAGCUCAGGCACGGCGAGCUGUGCAGCGAGGUGCCGGCGUGCCGCCACAUUUUCCACAGGGGGUGCGUCGGGUCGUGGAUGAAGAAGAGCGAUAGCUGCCCGCUGUGCAGGGUGAAGAUCUCGUCGUGGAUUGCAGGGCCGACCGAAUCGCCGACGGCUGCUGACGCAGUGUAG